Messenger RNA from Agrilus planipennis (emerald ash borer), 934 nucleotides. RefSeq lists its product as uncharacterized. The record is from RefSeq and is a predicted model, not a curated record. Bases 59 to 478 code for a protein of 139 amino acids. NCBI's taxonomy places the organism in Eukaryota, Metazoa, Arthropoda, Insecta, Coleoptera, Buprestidae. The transcript has 3 exons.
CCUAUUUAAAAUCAUGUACAUUUAAAAUUAAAUCAGUUUUCCUGAUAAAUUUUAACUAAUGAUGAAGCUUACGCAUAUUUUUGCAUUCAUUUUUGUUUUCGGCGCAAUUUCGUCAAUGAAUGAAGAAAAUGCUAUAAACUUUAAACUUAGCUUAAAUUGCAGUAACGAGUUAAUGCGAAUUUCAAUAAAACCUACGCAAGAGUUUCAUGGAUUUAUAUAUACCAAAGGGAAUUUCAAAAAUAAAGAGAAAAAGUGCUUUGUUGACGCAGAAAAACACCCAAAAAAUAAAACUUACGAGUUAGAAAUACCAGUGCAUGAUUGCAAAACGAAGAAAAGUGGCAAGUUAUUCUCAAACACGGUGAUAGUUCAGCAUGACAGAGACUUUAUCACAUCAAAAGAUGUGGCAUUUAAGCUGAUAUGCGACCUACAAAAGAAACAUACAUUAAACCUGAAAACAAAAUUGAAGAAUGGAACAUAAGAUAAAACAAGGUAAAGUGUAAGGGAUAAGUAUUUUUUUUUGUUGGAAAAGAUACGAAUAAAAAUACCAAGUGAAAAAAUAUCAAAUUCUUUUAUUCAUACAACCAACUUCGCAAUAAUAAUAAUUAAACAAUAUCCCUCACUAUCUGGUUGGUUGUUCUCUUUUAGCUACACACCUUAAAGACUAAUCUUUUCACUUUUUUCGACAUAAACUGUUUUUAUAAUAAACAGACCACCCAAUUAUAAUCAACAAUUAUAGUACAAUAGUGCAAUUAAUUAAUUAAUAAUAAAAAUCAGUCAAUUAUAAAUUCGCUUUAAAAAGUAUCAAAAAAGAAAAAGGUAUAACAACAAAACCAACAACUAAAAAAUUGAGAGAAAGACGAAAGGAAAUUAUUUUAUCCAUCUGAUUGAAUGUAUAUAUAAGGUAAUAAGAGUGUAAAUAAUCUUUAUAAUUAUU